Drosophila persimilis is the source of this 4190-nucleotide messenger RNA. RefSeq lists its product as uncharacterized. NCBI's taxonomy places the organism in Eukaryota, Metazoa, Arthropoda, Insecta, Diptera, Drosophilidae. The record is from RefSeq and is a predicted model, not a curated record. The transcript has 8 exons. The coding region runs from base 78 to 4064 and encodes 1328 amino acids.
AGAAGUAUAUACUAAGUUAAGCCGGAAACGUAUUGUUUAAACUCAUCAAUAACCAAUGAAAAGUGUAGAGCAGUAAAAUGUCGAAAACCAAGAAAGAUACAACAGCGCUUGAGUUGGACGAUAUUUUAAGCGAGCCUAUUACAAACUCACAGAAGCUUGCCGCAUUCUUGCAGCGCAAGGCAGCGGAAGCUCAAAAGCCCAAGAAUGACCUCGUCUUUGGGAACUUCUCCUUUGACCUGGAUUUUGAUGUACCGGUCAUACGGAAGCCACAAUCAGAAGGUACUCAGGGGAACAAAUUGAUGCCUUUACAAGAAUUAGGUAAUGCCAAUGCGAACAUUCUAGCAGCGAACGAGACCCCCGCUUCGGACGUGGCACAUCCACCUCCAAACGUGGCAUCUUAUGAGAAUCUGCCGCCCCAGUCAGGCAGAAAUUCACCCUCGCCCGCCCGUCGGCAUCCUGCCAGACGUAGUGGCACAGGCGGCCAUGUUCCUGGCUCUGAUAAGCUACGACGCCAUGCUAUUCGCAGGCGGUCGCAGAGUUGCGGCCGUCGUCAACUCUUGCAAGACUUUGAUGACGCAGCUAAUCUAACUCGGAGCUCCUCCAGUCCAUUUCCUUUUGUGCCAGAAAUAAGCAGCACUCCAAACUGCAAUGACAAAAUUCUUGAGAAUCAACCACAGUCUCGGCCACUAUCACAGCCACAGCCACAGCCACAGCCGGCUUCAGAUCCACAGCCCAUAAAUAGACUAGCUUCGAAUGCAGCCUUUGCUGCUGAAAUCGCUGAAAUCUGUGAACAAAGGUUUGCCCUGUUUGAAAAUAGUAUGGUGCAGAUGGACCACAAGGGGGAUGCACCAUCCCCGCGCCCGGUAUCACGUCCAUUGACUCCCUCUGAAAGGCAUCGGACUUAUACGGUUGAAAAGAGACCUAUACCUGCGCAAUUGUUGCCAUCGCCAUCGUCGCCAAAUAUUUCACUAUCAAAGAAACCAGUGGUGCGUGUGAGACGUUUAGAUACUCUUCUGUCACCAGGUACUACCAACAGUCUGCACCAAUGUGAACGGGUAUCGGCACCGGUGGAGGAGUGCUAUGUACCGGAAACACAGCCCCAGCAGUCCCAACAGCUAGCCGAAAUUGUGCACAAUCUAUCGAGGAAUAGCAGCGUGGUAGUUAUACCAUUAGGUGGAGCCUUUAGUCCCAAGCCAGAUGCAGUUAGGCCUUUGGCACAAACACAUUCACCGGUUGUAUCACAAGCCGGAGCUGCAGCAGCUCGAACAGUAACUGUUGGUACUCCCGAAUCAAGUUCUCCAACAGCAUCUGCUGGUACCCACAAGUCGUUAAAGUCGAAGACAGUUUCCUCUCACAGAACACCUCAAAUUGUUGAGGACUUGGACGCAAUCUUGACCGAUGAUGAAAGCGACGAACAGCCAAGCGGGUGUGCUUUGAACCUGGCGCCGACCGGUGGUAAUACUACCAGGCAGAACCGCAUUCGCAAGCGCAACAAUCGGCAGCCAUCUGAUGACCAGGAAAGUUCCAUAAAACUUCUCAACCUACACCGCUCGAAUAAAUCAAGCAAGUCAAAGUCCAAAGGUGCAACUGCUCCCAGGCUGAACAAGGCGCCUAGUGCCCCAAUCAAUGGUGAACAGUUUGCCAAGGAGCUGCAACGGAUGAGCAACUAUGAGAUUCUUGAUCUGCGCAAGAGAAACUCUCUCGGCAGGGUGUAUCCGCUGAAUGGGCAUAGAAAGCAUAGUGCAGAGCAGCAAGAGGUUCUGGAGCAGAAUAUUCAGUGGGAGCUAAUCCGCAGGAACCUGACAACAGAAACAGAAACCGAGCCAUUGCCCAGCUCUGUAUCUGUACAGCACGAAGAACUUGAUUAUAGGGAGGAGGCAACGGAUAUGCCACCGCCAGCUCCCCUCGGCUUUAAAGACAAUUCCCAAAGGGAGAGCCGCGGGCAGUCCAAAGAUCGGCGGGAGCGACCCUCACGAUCCAGACGUCGUGAGGCUCCAAUGACAGCAGAGCUUAUUAACUAUAUGGCGCUCGCAAAGACUAUGGAAAUCCGUAGAAAAUCAUCCAGGAACUACUGCAAACGUAGCCUUUACACUAAGGGUAACUCGGAAGUGGAAGAUCUCGACUCGGUGUCACCGGAGAAGCAGUUAAGGUUAGGUGAGACCUGCCAAGAGCCUACUCCAGGGGGUGCCAGGAGCAUGCAAAGCCAUGACGUUGGUGAGGAGGAAAUUCCAAUUGUUCCACCACCCCCUCGUUCACUCAGAUAUUCGCAAUGUUUGCGGGAUCUACGCCACAGCAGCAAGUCCGAUUUUGAUGAGGUCUUGGCAACCGCGCAGGAUGUGGAUGAUGGAGACAAAUCCCGCUCCCAGUCGAAUGGGCAGAAGAAUAUUUUGGAUGAAAUUGCUCCCCCUCCGCCAGAGUAUAAUGACAAAACUGAAGAGCAUGGGGUAGAUGUGCAAGGGAAGAGCUCUUUUACGAUGUCUUCUGAUGCACAGCCUCGGCUAUCCAAAUCUAGUGUCCGACAUAGAAGAAAAGAGCAAAUUUCUCCCCUUCCUUCAGAGGAAAGGGCGGAAUUUGAUGACCAGUCAGAUCGGAUAACCAAUGGGAACGGACGAAGGAGCAAGCGGUCCCCAGAGAAAAAUGAGGCAGAGGAAAUACACGAGACGGUUGUAUCCCGCAUGUCUAAGAACAGAAGCCGACGCUUAUCAAGGAUGGCUAAUCAGAAGGAAGAUAUUGUUGAGCCGGCAGGUAACACUAUGGAUGAUGAUGCGACUACAGAUCAGCGAUCCGCGUACAAGGAAGUCCUGCCCAUCAAUACUGUAGUUUCUUCAAUGUCAGAGUUCACUGCCGUGACGGAUGAUCAGCCCAGUACAAGUCGGGCCGCACUCGAGGCUCUGACACGUAGAACCAAUGAGCCUGAGCCUGAGCCUGAGUCUGAGUUUGAGGCCAGAGCCGUCGUAGAGAAGGAAGCGGUGGUAUUUAAGAAACCCUUGGCGCGGGCACCGCGUGCUAAAUCAAAGUCAAAAAGAGAGCUAAACAAUUUAAGGGACUCCGUGAUAUAUAAUGAAGUGGAAGUGGAUUUCAAUGAAUCUUCCCUUCGGCGGUCCCGGCGUGGUCAGGUACCAUUUAAGAACACUUGGUGUCAUACCGUCUCAGAUCCCAGGCAGUUUGCCUUCGUCCGUAAUUCCAUGGAUGUAAAUGAACAGAAAACAUUCAAACCGUCCUUGAAGAAGAAGUCCAGUGUGUCGAGAGUAACCAAAACGUCUUUGCUAAAUAGGCCACCAUUGUGCAGCAGUACACCCCGGCUUCCACAAGAGCCCCUCCAAGCAGUUAUAGAAGAUUUUGAACCCCAAGAACCUUCUGAAUCUAGUUCUCUGGGAGUCGCGCCUCUAAGGUGGGAAGAUAAUGAUACAAAUGCCGUACAAACAACUAAGAAACGUGAAUACAAAAAAAAUAAGAAAAGCCAAGCGGUCGAGGUGGCAACGGAGCCAGAGUCAGAAGCGGCUGCCUCAAUGCCUCCACCAGCUCCUGUCCCUAAAAAAAAAGGGCGAAAAAAUAAGAAACAGGCGCCGCAGUUGGAAUGCGAUCUCGAUCCAGUAGCACCAAUUCCUCCGACACCAAGUCCAAGCGUUUCGGAUAACCACCAGGCUGCUUCCAUGCAACUCAUGAACUGGUUACGAGGCUACAGUAGCAAUCAGCCAACAUUCAGUAUGGAAGACAGCAGCGGGAACCGAAUAGGAAAGAGUGUCUCUACUGUCGGUGAAUUAGUGUUCACCAACUUGGACGACAUUGAGUACGCUUUCUACGACACCAAGGACAAGGCGACUGUGGGGUAUAUGCGCUUCCAGCCGUCACAGAAGCGAGAGAAGAAACGGGCUAAGGGCUUUUCCCUGAAAUUUGUUGUUCUUUUUGGACAAUUUGGCAUGGACUGCAGUGUCCCGGAAGUGGAGGAAGAUGAUCACUGCAUAUUAAACAUCGGUGACAUGGUUGAGAUCGAGAAAGGCACCCGUUAUAGUAUUCAAAACUUAUUGGACGAAGUGAGUGUGCUGAUGGUUAUCCGCAAUUAGACCUUUGUACUGCUGAUGUUACUUUUCACAGAAAAAUUAACAUACUUUGUAAUGUACAUGUAAUGUUUAUAUUGCCUCUGUCUUGUUAUUAAAAAAUAUAAAAAAUUGAAUUGGAUGGAAAAUAAA